Messenger RNA from Leishmania braziliensis MHOM/BR/75/M2904, 1068 nucleotides. RefSeq lists its product as hypothetical. The transcript has a single exon. Gene Ontology annotation, molecular function: ubiquitin protein ligase activity. The record is from RefSeq and is a predicted model, not a curated record. Bases 1 to 1068 code for a protein of 355 amino acids. Lineage: Eukaryota; Euglenozoa; Kinetoplastea; Trypanosomatida; Trypanosomatidae. Gene Ontology annotation, biological process: protein ubiquitination.
AUGGGGAAUCAAACGAGUCAUCAGCAGCCGGCGGAAACCGUCGUCACCGAUCUUGAGCUGCGCCUCGCCCCGCAGAACUUCUACCUUGUCUUUGGCAAGCCGUCCAUUCACUUUGCGCGAGAGCGUGUGCGAGGGCCACUCAUCUAUGAUGUGGAAGUGGAGUAUGACGACGAUGAGAACCUUGUUGAGCACGCAGCGACGCUUGAUCUCACAUGCGCCGUACCACGCCGGCAAAAGAUUGAGCUGAUCAGCGUACCCCCACCGUCGCCAGGGGUUGUCGGCGCCUCCAAGGGACUUGCACUCACGUUCCAGAUCGCGGCGACGCAGCCACCGCAACGGGUGUGCGUGUACACUGGUGUAUCAGUGGAAUAUCGCGUCCGCGAUGGUGUGCGACUGAAAACUAGCGGUGGUGUCGCGGAGGGAUCCGUGUGUAUCUUCGAUACCACCGAGACAGACGGUCUCACAACAGUUGUCACAAACCCCCUGGUGCUGCUGCAGCUGCUGCAACCUGUCAAGUACGAGGAAAUUGCCGACACGCCUGCCGUCUCAACGGUGCAGCGGGUAGCCUACGCCCCGCUAGUCAUCGAAGUGGUGAUCGGGGAGACGGAGGAGCACAGCAAGAAGUCGCAGCGCUUUGCACCUGCCGACAAAACUGCGCACGAGGCGACGCAGUCGAAGCCUAGAAAGAAGUGUAUUGUGCAGUACACCUUCCUGGAGGCGCCGGAGGAGGGAGCCGAGCUUGCAGGGUCUUCGCGCGGUUGUGGGGAAGCUCAACCAGCGCAUCGCUUUACCUGCAAGGUGGCGAAGCAGCUGCUUCAGGUGGGCAACGAGGUGUACGACUUAGAGGACAUCUUCGACGACGGCCGCGGGGACGACGUGCGCGACGCUGCAGGAGAUGAGGAGGAUAUGGAGGGGCUCUGCGUGAUUUGCCUAACGAACCAGAAGGACACCACCAUCCUACCCUGCCGCCACAUGUGUCUGUGCAACACGUGCGCCGCACACCUGCGCCUCAGCAACAACCGAUGCCCCCUGUGCCGCGGCAACAUUGAUCGUGUUAUGACGCUUUAG